This is a messenger RNA of Mugil cephalus (flathead mullet), 1740 nucleotides long. RefSeq names its product meteorin-like protein. The transcript is spliced from 4 exons. The coding region runs from base 181 to 1050 and encodes 289 amino acids. Gene Ontology annotation, molecular function: hormone activity. The record is from RefSeq and is a predicted model, not a curated record. NCBI's taxonomy places the organism in Eukaryota, Metazoa, Chordata, Actinopteri, Mugiliformes, Mugilidae.
UGUGUGUGUACCCGACGGAACGAGGGGGGUUGAAGGAAGGCACACCAGCUCUCACCACAGACAAAUUUCAGUCGCAGUGCCGGGCUGCAGCAGAGCGCCUGUACUCCUGUUACUCUGCAGGCUCCACAGUCAUGCACUGCCAUCAGCUUCCUUUGAGAUCUCCAUAUUUGCGCGGGUGAGAUGUUGCCAAAUGUGAUACUUUCGAUGUGUUUUCUGGCUCUUCGGUUACGCCACGGUGCAGCUGAUCUGUGCAACUGGAGUGGGAGCGGUUUUGCAGCUGCCGUGGACUCCAGAAUCGUUCUCCAGGUUCGGCUACGCUGCACCGAGGGCUCUGUGAGGUGGGUCUACCCGGGCCAGGCCCUCAGGGUUGUCCUCGAGCCCAAUCUGUUCUCCGCCCGACGCAGCACAGUCUGCAUCAAACCGUCCCCGUCCUUCGGUGGAGCCAGCGUCUUCAUCGAGCGGGCCGGGGAGCUGGAGCUGCUGGUGACGGACGGCGGACAGGCCGAGCGGCAGGUGUUCUGUUUCCGCGCGGAUGGACCGCACCGGCCGGCCAUCUACCUCCAGACCAGCCUCCAGAGCGACGGACCCUGGAGCAGACGCACGAUGGGCUUUAGAUACGAGCUGCUGGGGAACAGGAGUGAUGCGCUGUCCAACCUGGCUUCGUGCCGACCCUGCAAUGACUCAGAGCUCCUCAUGGCCGUCUGCAACAGUGACUUUGUGGUUCGGGGCAACAUUAAGAAAGUCACCCACGACUUUGGCCGACAAACGUCACUGGUGGAGGUGUCGGCAGCGAGGGUGUACUGGCAGCGGGGCGGCGUGUUCGAGGAAUGCGCGGACUCCUCGCCUCUGUCGCCACCGUCCUGGCACGGGCACAUCCGCACCCUCCUGCAGUGUCACGUGAAGCCCGGGGACGGAGAGUUUCUCUUCACGGGGUCAGAACACUUCGGGGAAGCCUGGUUAGGGUGUGCCCCGCGAUACAAAGACUUCCUGUCUAUGUACUGCAGAGCCCGGGCGGCCCGUCAGAAUUCCUGCGACUUCCCUUUAGACUGAGUGAGGAGUUGUGUUGUUUGAGCAGCACUCAGUCCUAAUAGCUGCAACCAAGGCACUGUGGGAUACUUGGGACGCUGCUAUGUGCCACAGAGGUGGCAUCCAGCGCUACCAGCAGGGACAGAGCUACUGAGACGCUGGUGAAAAACAAAUUUGGAGUAAAGGAGCAGGGCCAAACAGCAGGGCCUCCUGCACUGAAGCUCAGAGAGGAUCAGGCCUUUGUCUCUGUCCCAUCACUGCCCUCAGUCCUGGGAGACGAAGGAGGGGUUGGGUUGCUGCUCUCUCUCUUUUUUUUGUGUGCCUCUCCCCACAUCAACUGUUGUUCACUUGGCUGGCUCUGUGUGAGAGCUGCCCUAUGAACUAAGGCGGGAGGGAAGACUUUAUCGUUGCCAGUCUGUCAGAGUGAAAAAAAAGGUCACUUUUAGUCUGUGAUAUCUCUGCUUUUUAAAGUUUUAAAAUGUCUUUGUUUUGUCUAUUUGUUCAUGUCGCAACAUGAAUUAAAGACAAUUGAAAAAAAAAUGUGCAUCCAAUGGACUGAAGAAAUACCUUGUGGUGAUCAUAUUAUUUCCCCUCAUGCAAAUAAAUGUCAAUGUCACACUGUUUCAUCAAAAAGACUAUUUUUUUUUAUUAAUGUACCUCUUGUUUUUUUGUUUUUUUUUUCCUUGAUACUGUUUUAAUAAACUAAAUAAGUAU